This is a messenger RNA of Penicillium lagena, 684 nucleotides long. RefSeq lists its product as uncharacterized. Bases 1 to 684 code for a protein of 227 amino acids. The transcript has 2 exons. The record is from RefSeq and is a predicted model, not a curated record. NCBI's taxonomy places the organism in Eukaryota, Fungi, Ascomycota, Eurotiomycetes, Eurotiales, Aspergillaceae.
AUGACCAAAUCGCGUAACAUUCCUCUUACACGAAAGAAUCCUGUGCAUGUUCGAACCUACCCAAAUGAGGAUGUGGUCCCCUCUAUGCCGAGUAGACAUAGCCACAUCAACGAGACGGCCUACGUGAGAAUGCUAAAAGAGGAGGAACAGAUGGACAUGAUUUUCAAUAUCACUGUCAGCGCCGCAAAUUGGGCUCUGCUUGCCGGCUAUUUGGUGGUUCCCGGCACAUUCACCUCGCUGCAAAAUUCGAAUGAGGUGGAAAAGGUUUUGCAAACAAACAAAGCCGGUCGGACUGCUUUACACACGAUCCAGAACCCCCCAUUACUCGCUAUUGCAUGUUUACUCCUCGUCAGUGGCAUUGCAGCUUUUGUAUGGUUGCUACGAUUUCCGAAACUCAGAGGGAAUUACCUAUGGCUGAUCAAUAAGAUGUUUGCUCCUGUGACUUUAAAUGCCGCUGCCGGGCUGCUGACUACAAUAAUUAAUGUCUGCACAUCUCAAGGGGGGGACUGGUCGGUAAUGGCCAUUGCAACAACUGUUGUCACUGGGGCAACUCUUGUCUCUUUCCUGACUCUUCUAGUGGUUUAUAAGUUUUACAAGCUAGAGAGAGUGAGGCAGGAGGAUGAGCUAGUUACUCAUGCCAACCCAUCACCGAAGCCCAAUAUCGAAAUUACCGUUCGUCAUUGA